Messenger RNA from Lolium rigidum, 2414 nucleotides. Its product is annotated as beta-galactosidase 8. Gene Ontology annotation, biological process: carbohydrate metabolic process. The record is from RefSeq and is a predicted model, not a curated record. Gene Ontology annotation, molecular function: beta-galactosidase activity. The transcript is spliced from 19 exons. The coding region runs from base 319 to 2346 and encodes 675 amino acids. Gene Ontology annotation, cellular component: vacuole. Lineage: Eukaryota; Viridiplantae; Streptophyta; Magnoliopsida; Poales; Poaceae.
CGUCCACCAGUCACCACCGUGACUGUCACAUCACCCAGCAAAGGAUACACCUACACAGAGCACUCCGGCCGCCGUGCCGCCCAACUCUCCGGUGGAGUUUCCGUCGUCAAACCCCGCCGCCUCCGUAGUCAACCAUCCCCCGAAUUCCCCCCACCCAACCAGAGAGGCGGCCUCCAGCUCACGGCGUCGAUCUCCCCCCGCAAACGCAGUCUAGCUCCGAAUUGGGGGCGUAGCCCGUAAGCCACGCUCCCCGCGGUACAAAGAGAGGAACCUAGCAGCAGCUGAAGUGGGUGAGAGGAGGCCACCCGGGGAUAAGCAAUGGCGGCGUUCGCCAGACGCUUCCGGGAGCUCUCUCUCCUUCUCGCGCUGGCCCUGUGCUCCGCGCUCGCCUCCUCGGUGGAGGGCGAGACCUCGAGAAGGUUCUGGAUCGAGAACGAUGCGUUCUGGAAGGACGGGGAGCAGUUCCAGAUCGUCGGCGGCGACGUGCACUACUUCCGCAUCAUCCCAGAGUAUUGGAAAGACCGCCUCUUAAGGGCUAAGGCACUAGGCUUGAACACAAUUCAAACAUAUGUUCCUUGGAAUUUGCAUGAGCCGGAACCGCGGAGCUGGGAAUUCAGGGGAUUUGCUGACAUUGAAUCGUAUCUAAGACUUGCUCAUGAAUUAGAAAUGCUGGUCAUGCUUCGUGUUGGUCCAUAUAUUUGUGGAGAAUGGGAUCUUGGGGGAUUUCCACCUUGGUUGCUCAGUAUAGAACCGGCCCUUAAACUGCGAUCAUCAGAUUCAGCCUAUCUUUCCUUGGUGGAGAGAUGGUGGAGUGUAUUACUCCCAAAAGUAGCACCACUAUUAUACGUCAAUGGAGGUCCAAUUAUCAUGGUGCAGAUCGAAAAUGAAUUUGGUUCAUUUGGAAACGACAAGAGAUACCUUCAUAACCUUGUUCUACUGGCCAGACGAUAUCUGGGGAAUGACGUUAUUCUGUAUACAACUGAUGGGGGCACCAUUGGUACCUUAAAGAAUGGCUCAAUUCCUCAAGAUGAUGUUUUUGCUGCUGUUGAUUUUUCUACUGGUGAUAAUCCAUGGCCAAUAUUCAGAUUACAGAAGCAAUACAACUUUCCAGGAAAAUCAGCCCCGUUAACCGCGGAAUUUUAUACCGGAUGGCUAACGCACUGGGGUGAAAGUAUUGCAACAACAGAUGCUAGGAGCACAGCUAAAGCACUGAAAGAUAUUUUGUGCCGCAAUGGUUCUGCUAUACUUUAUAUGGCUCAUGGUGGGACCAAUUUUGGGUUUUACAAUGGGGCAAAUACGGGUCAAGACGAGUCUGAGUACAAGGCUGACCUCACUUCUUAUGAUUAUGAUGCGCCUAUUAAGGAGCAUGGAGACGUGCAGAAUCCUAAAUACAAAGCACUGAGAAGAGUAAUACAUGAAUGCACUGGCACUCCUCUUCGCCCUCUCCCUGACAACAUUGAAAGAGGAAAUUAUGGUCUUGUGAAGUUGCAAAAGGUUGCUUCUUUGUUUGAUAUACUUGAUAAGAUUUGUGAUCCACCGAAAGUGGCUGUUUCAGAGCAGCCACUUUCUAUGGAACAGUCAGGGCAGAUGUUUGGGUUUCUACUGUACUUCUCGGAAUACCAAGGAAUAGGUCCUUACAACAUUCUAUCAAUUCCAAAGGUACAUGACAGAGCCCAGGUUUUUGUGUCCUGCUCACUUGAUGGCGUCAGAAAUCGAAGAUAUGCUGGAACUAUUGAGAGAUGGUCUAAUAAACCCCUUCAGAUACCAAGCUUAAGCUGCUCAUCUAACACUAGCUUAUAUAUCCUGGUAGAAAAUAUGGGCCGCGUAAAUUACGGUCAAUAUAUUUUUGACAAGAAGGGAAUACUAUCUUCUGUUGAAAUGGAUGGCAUUACUCUCCGGCACUGGAAAAUGUAUCCUCUAUCAUUUGAUGCACUGGGCGUCCUUUCAAAAUUCCAACCAAUCCAGCAAAUCACUAAUGCCAGAAAUAAUAAAGUUCCCAUUCAUGGUGAUGCACAAAAUAAGUUACGUGCUUCGUCAUUCUAUCGAAAUGGCCUUUCGGAAGGGCCAGAAUUUUAUGAAGGCCAUUUCCACAUUGAAUCUGAUAGUGAAGUAAAGGAUACAUUCAUAUCAUUUCGUGGUUGGAACAAAGGGGUUGUUUUUGUGAACAACUUCAACAUUGGAAGGUUCUGGCCGGCGAUGGGACCACAAUGUGCUCUUUAUGUUCCUGCGCCAAUUCUCAGAGUUGGCGACAACGUUGUGGUUAUAUUUGAACUGCACGGUCCAAAUCCUGAGCAUACUAUCAACUUAGUAGAAGACCCAGAUUUUACAUGCGGUUCAAAUAAAUGAAAAGGUUGGAUGGAGUGCAUGUAUAUUAGUUCAGCGCAAGGUUCUCAACUGAAAAGGCUGUUUUACAG